Molecule: messenger RNA, 3139 nt
Organism: Hylaeus anthracinus
Lineage: Eukaryota; Metazoa; Arthropoda; Insecta; Hymenoptera; Colletidae
Gene: Rdl
Product: gamma-aminobutyric acid receptor subunit beta
Exons: 11
Coding region: 170-1771 (533 amino acids)
Biological process (GO): chloride transmembrane transport; chemical synaptic transmission; signal transduction
Cellular component (GO): neuron projection; synapse; membrane
Molecular function (GO): extracellular ligand-gated monoatomic ion channel activity; GABA-A receptor activity; chloride channel activity
Source: RefSeq, a predicted model, not a curated record
UGGGUGAGACGCGGACGGCACGCAGAGAGACGCCGGGUCAACGCGCCAGGUAACAACGCCUCAGGACACCCGCUGACGUCCUCGUCGAGGUCCUUGUCGUUGUCCUCGUCGACAACGUGAACGGCGACGCGUCGUGGUACCCAAGAACGCGGACGAGCCGUCUCGUUCCAUGGAUAACAUGAAGUCCUUCCACGCCGCCUCCUGGAGCUUCGCCCUCCUCGCGGCCACGGUCGCGUUGCUGCCCGCCACGCAUCGUGCCCCGUUCGCCCAAGCCGCAACCGGCGGAGGCAGUAUGCUGGGUGACGUCAACAUCUCCGCGAUAUUGGACUCGUUCUCCGUCAGUUACGAUAAAAGAGUAAGGCCGAACUACGGAGGUCCUCCUGUCGAGGUGGGCGUCACCAUGUACGUCUUGAGUAUCAGCUCGCUAUCCGAAGUGAAAAUGGACUUCACGCUGGAUUUUUACUUCCGGCAAUUCUGGACGGACCCGAGACUCGCGUUCAAGAAACGAACGGGUGUCGAGACGCUCAGCGUCGGCUCGGAGUUCAUCAAGAAUAUCUGGGUGCCUGACACAUUCUUCGUCAACGAGAAGCAAUCGUACUUUCACAUCGCUACCACCAGCAACGAGUUCAUUCGUAUUCAUCACUCGGGAAGCAUCACGCGUAGUAUACGUUUAACGAUCACAGCAUCGUGUCCAAUGAAUCUGCAAUACUUUCCGAUGGACCGACAGCUCUGCAAUAUCGAGAUCGAGAGCUUUGGAUACACAAUGCGCGAUAUUCGGUACAAAUGGAACGCCGGCCUACAGUCGGUCGGCAUCUCGAACGAGGUGGAACUACCGCAGUUUCGCGUGCUCGGUCACAGGCAACGACAUUCAACCAUACACCUAUCUACAGUCGGAUACACGAUGAGGGACAUCCGAUACAAGUGGAACGAGGGCCCGGACAGCGUCGGUGUCAGCCACGAGGUCUCGCUCCCUCAGUUCAAGGUCCUUGGUCACCGUCAACGAGCCAUGGAGAUUAGUCUUACUACCGGCAAUUAUUCGCGGCUGGCCUGCGAGAUCCAGUUCGUACGGUCGAUGGGCUACUACCUGAUUCAAAUCUACAUUCCCUCGGGCUUGAUCGUCAUAAUCUCAUGGGUGAGCUUUUGGCUGAACCGAAACGCGACCCCCGCUCGGGUGGCCCUCGGAGUAACCACUGUGCUCACCAUGACCACUCUAAUGUCCUCGACGAACGCGGCGUUACCAAAAAUCUCCUACGUGAAGUCCAUCGACGUCUAUCUGGGAACCUGUUUCGUCAUGGUGUUCGCCUCGUUGCUCGAAUACGCCACGGUGGGUUACAUGGCAAAGAGGAUUCAAAUGAGGAAGAACCGCUUCCAAAAAAUAGCAGAAAGUAUGAAGGCGGCGAGAGAGAAUCCAGGACCGCCCGGAGUGCCCGGCGAUCACGGAGACCACGCGCCUAAGCAAACUUGGUCCCGUGUUGUCCAGGAGGUGCGGUUCAAGGUACACGACCCGAAGGCACACAGCAAAGGUGGAACACUCGAAAACACCAUAAACGGGCGAGCUGACGAGGAAGCAGCGCCCGCGCCACAACACCUCAUUCAUCCUGGCAAGGAUAUCAGCAAACUUUACGGUAUUACGCCGUCGGAUAUCGACAAAUACUCCCGCAUCGUGUUCCCGGUAUGUUUCGUCUGUUUCAACCUAAUGUAUUGGAUCAUAUACCUGCACAUCAGCGACGUCGUGGCGGACGAUUUGGUGGUUCUCGAGGAAGGGAAAUAAACGAAUGAACGCGACGCUCGCGUGCGCACACGGCAAAAAAGGACGUGCGGUGAAAGACAGAAACGAAAGUAUAAAAACUGAGGGUGGGACAGACGGGUGAAACCUGUUUCGCAAGAGGAGCUAUCGAAACGAAAAUGAAACAAAAAAAAGAAAAAACCAAGGGAAAAACCAAAAUAACGCUGUGAUUACUUCGAGACGGGGGCAAGUACAAGGAACUGUAUAAAUUAAAUUGACCUGGCCGCUGGGGAUCGACGAUUAAUGAAAAUGGAAAUAUAAGAAUACGAAAAAGAGACGUGAAGGGAGACUGGGAGAGCCAAAUGGAAGUUAAUAGCUCUCCGCUGAUUUAAACGAGAAUAUAAUUUCAAUUCGAGUUAAUACAAAGAAAUAAAAGAAAAAAACGGAAUAGUGUCAAAUCAAAAAAAAAAAAUAAAUAAAACGUCGUCGUGGACUCGAACGAACCGCGUCGUGCUUCGAGCAAGAGAUAGAGACAGUCGCCAGCCAGACCAGUCGGCCGACUGAAACGCGCUGUGACUACUUCGUGACAUUCCGCAAAUCCCAUCGAUCAUAGUCUCCCUUUGCCAAGUGAUCUUCGAUUUCCGUGACCCAUCUUGCUAAACUGUCCCCCGUAAGAAGGGUUCGAUUCACGCGAGGACGAAUGUGGCGGGAACACGGUAAACACGCCCCACGGAAAAAAAAAUAACAAAACUAUAAGAAUCCUAAACUAAACGGCGUAUCCACGAGCGUGCAUACUUUAAACAUUGCCAGUCUAGGUACGUAGCUCUUUAAGAAGAAAGAGAACAAAGAAAAAUACCUUCGAUAUAAACACUUGUCAAUUUAGCUACCAUUAUAUACAUACAUAUAUACAUAUAUACAUAUAUAUAAGUACAUAUAUAGAUAUAUAGAUAACUAUAGGUAUAUGUACAUGUAUAUAUACGUAUAUAUAUAUAUAUACAUAUAUAGUAAAGUUAACUAAACGUAAGGAAGAACGCAAAGCUCGAGACGGCGAAUCGGAAUAAACGCGAUGGAAAACGAGGGACUCUUGGGAACGAUCGAGAAUUAACGAUCGUCGCUCGAAUGGCGCUCGUAUGUACGUGUUUGCAUGCGUCUGUGCGCGCGUGCGCGCGUGUGUGUGUGUGUGUGUGUGCAUGACCGUAAGCUCGAGAAAAACGAAAAAAUAGAAACGCGUGUGCGUGUGGGUGCGCGAGGAUGAGUGUGUGCGGCGUCACUGUCCUACGCGUACGAACCACAAAUGCGUAGGCGUACGUUUGCGCGCGUGUGUGUGUACUCUGCGAGCGCCAACGCGUGGCACGUCAAAAGAGAGCCGAAUAGAGGGUUUUUAUUUCGGAACCGAUAACGAAAAAACAAAAA